Molecule: messenger RNA, 2300 nt
Organism: Vigna umbellata (rice bean)
Lineage: Eukaryota; Viridiplantae; Streptophyta; Magnoliopsida; Fabales; Fabaceae
Source: RefSeq, a predicted model, not a curated record
AGGAGGCGAGGCAGCCGGCGUAUGAUGAACCUCUGACGCACAGAACUCGAUGACGCCACGUGUACGGCAAAGAUGUAACGUGACGAUGGGAUCGUGCGGAGCACCACGUUUUAACUUUUCCGACAAGCACAAAAUCCUCAAUAUCUUUCUACUUCCUCUUACCGAUCUUACCGUGUGCCUCUGCUUCGCAUCAUUCUCAACCCUUCUCUCUCAAACGUAGCUUCAUUGCUUCAUUCACAGUAACGCAUUUCCACUCACUUGGCUACCACAAUCAAAUCAAAACCGAUGCAAAUGCUCUUCUUUUUCUUCUUUUCCGCUUCCUCCUUUCACUGACAUGAAAUUUUCUCGACUAAGCAGCACUCAUUAUCGAUUGGCAAGUUUCAUUGGAAAGACCAACAUAGUUUUUCAUUCUCUUUGUAACGAGUGAAGAGGGAAAUGUCGUUCCACAAUCAAGCAUUUUGGAUGGGAAAGGGUCCUGAAUGUUUGAAUGAUGGUGACAUGGCAAAUGACAAUUCUUCUAGAAUUGAUUCCAAGCGUGCUUGUUCAUGGUUCAUGGAUGACCCUGAUGUGGAUCUGCUUCCCAAUAAGAAACAAGCAGUAGAAGCUCCAAACAAUUUGUUAUCUGGAAUUCUCAACUCGAAUGUUCCUUCCUGGGGAAAUUCCUCAGGAUUUCACUCCUUAAAUGGCCAUUUUGCCGAACAAGUAUUUGCCCCAGAUGCUGUAAAUAUGCCUUUUGAAGAUGCAAAUACUCCCUCUGUUAGCAUAGAUGACAAGCUGAGUGUGGAAAGAAAGGAUAAUAUGGACCCCUUUGGGAGUGGAUCCUCGUUUGGUUUAUCCAUAUCAACUGCAUUAGAAGAUCCUCGUUUAGUUUUUAACUAUGAUGGAAUUAGAAAAGUCAGAGUAAACGAGGUGAAGGGAUCCGAGAAUGUCAUGUCUGUUACUGCAAACAGUCCCUAUGAUAGAGGAGUCAGUGACCCUUUGUCAAAUCCUUGUCUAUACAAGGCUGGUGAUAAUUCCAUAUCAACAAAUCUCAACUAUAACAAAGGGGGAGCCAAUAUGAUAGCAAUGGAUGGUUCCUAUGACAGGACUGAUAACAAUUUCAUGUCAAUGGGUCAAUCCUAUGACAAGGGAAAUGACAGCUUAUCUGUACAUCCAACAUUCAAUGAUAUUUGUAAUACGAUAUCAAUGGAUGAUAGAAAUCUAAUAUCUAUUGCUCAAGCUUACAAUAAGGGUCAUGGCAAUUCUAUGUUAACCAACCAGCUAUACAAUAAGGUCGACAAUGGCACUAUGUCAUCUCAUUACAACUACCACAAGGAGGGUAAUGAUGUGCCAUUCGUUCCACGAUCCUAUGAUAAAGGAGAGAGCACUAUCAUAUGUUUCGGUAACCGUGAGGAUGACACUACUUCCUCAGAUUUGUUUAUUUCUGACUAUGAACUGUUGAUGUGUCAAGCUCUUUCACACAAGUCAGAAGCUGUGAAAGAGAAAGAGUUGGUUGCAUCUAGUUCUAAUUUACUUUCAAGUACAACACAGACAUCUGCACCUGCAACUGAAAAUAUUCUCAGGACAAAAGAGGAGAUAAAAGUGUCUAAGAGGGCUAUUUCAAACAACUUCCCUUCAAAUGUGAGAAGUUUGCUAUCCACUGGUAUGCUGGAUGGUCUCUCAGUAAAGUAUAAGGCGUGGUCACGGGAGAAGGAACUUCGAGGUGUUAUAAAAGGUGCUGGGUAUCUGUGCAGUUGUCACUCAUGUAAUUUUUCCAAGGUUAUUAAUGCAUAUGAAUUUGAGCGACAUGCUGGUUGCAAGACAAAACACCCCAAUAAUCACAUUUACUUUGAUAAUGGGAAAACUAUUUAUGGGGUUGUACAAGAGCUUAGGAGCACUCCAAAGAGCAUGCUGUUUGAAGUUAUUCAGACUGUAACUGGCUCACCUAUCAAUCAGAAAUCCUUCUGCAUUUGGAAAGAAUCUUUUUUGGCUCAAGCAGCAGGGAACUCCAGCACAUAUGUGCAAAGCAAGUAAAACAAUUGUUACAAAAGGAGAAAUUUUGAGUUACAAGAUAGGACAAUCUUUGUUGGUUUCAUAGGAGCAAUCUUUUGAUACACCUUUUGCUGACCGAUGUCAAUGCAUAGGUUUUGAAUCCUUCACCCAUUUGAGAAAAUCGUAGCGAAUUUACCAGACAAAAUGAAAUAUGUAUUGCAAAUUGGAUCAUUCAUGGUAGCUUAUAGUCGAUAAAUUUCAUGAAGGUAAAUUGAUUAUGUUGUCAAGAUCAUUAUUAAUACAACACAAUAUUCUGUGAUGUUCUCAUU